Folsomia candida is the source of this 2950-nucleotide messenger RNA. RefSeq names its product OTU domain-containing protein 5. NCBI's taxonomy places the organism in Eukaryota, Metazoa, Arthropoda, Collembola, Entomobryomorpha, Isotomidae. Bases 575 to 2368 code for a protein of 597 amino acids. The transcript is spliced from 10 exons. Gene Ontology annotation, biological process: protein deubiquitination. The record is from RefSeq and is a predicted model, not a curated record. Gene Ontology annotation, molecular function: cysteine-type deubiquitinase activity; K63-linked deubiquitinase activity.
UGCUUGUUCACCAAGAUUUAGGAGUAAAUUUAGUAGUUAAGGCCUUUCUGCCUUGACUGAAAACCUUGACUGCUCAUAUGGUCUCCUUCUUCCUUGGGCCCUAUAACCAUUGACAUUCUCACCAAGAUUUUCCUACCCUCUGGAAGGUUACAUGUUGCCUAUUUUGAUUUCAUCACAUCAUCAACCCCACCCAGCAAGUUUUCGGAGUCUUCUUGACCCUAGGGAAAUUAUUUGAGGGUGCAGGGAGAGACUUGUAAAAAUCAAGCAGACAUACGCAAUUAGUGAUCGCCCAAGUUUCCGGAUUUUUGCGAGGUCGUAGAAAUUUGGAAAUUUGGCAAUGAGUUUAAAAUUGGAUGGGAAAAAUUGAUAAGAAAUCUAAAUUUGAAGUAGUAAUUAGUCCAAGGAGAGUUUGAUAUUAACUAAAUUUAGUGAACAAACGAUCGAAACCGUGACUGUCGUGCUUUCAACGUGGACAAAUGUGGAAAGUCGCGUAUUCGUAACAUCUUCUUCAUUACCACCACCACCUCGCCUCCGAUUUUCGUCCUGUUUUUUACGUCGAUAUUAUAAACAGAGAAUGACCAUUCUAACGAAAAAGAAGGGAGGCAAUUCUUCCAAAAGUGGGGGGAAUGGCGAGGCUGACAGUGGUGAUCAUGGAGGUGGGGCGCACGUCCUCCCCCAUCCUUUGGUACUGCCACAAAUUCAGCCGGAGAGCUUGAGUUUGAACCCUGACCGUUUAUACGGAACGUCCUCCCCCUCAUCUCAGUUAUGGUCUAGUCAGAACUUAUCGCACAAUCUAAACCUCAGCCUUGGGAAUACUCGAGAAGAGAAGCGUGCCUCCCAACAGGCCCAGUAUGACGUCGAGUCUCCCAAUCCACACCCAAUCGCGCUCCUCGGGACCAAGCGGAGACAUGUCAACAACGCCAUUAACGCCCACCACCACUCCCAUGCUACUCACCCACUCCCACUUCGGUGCUCGUCAAGAUCAAAACAUAGCCGCCUUGACCGUGGCGGGGACCAUGGUCGCUCGUCGGGAACAUCGUCGCCAAAUCCGGGAUCGCCGAACGUUUCCGUCUCGUCGCCAGCGCCACAAGUCCUGCCCGACGCGAUCUGUCAGGGUCUCCCAAAUAUGUCAUCUAGUCCUGAAGUGGCGUAUAAUUCUGAGGACGAGUACGAGGCGCAGCCUCAUUCGCAACUUUCGGAGGAGGAGUGGGCCGAGCGUGAGCGCCGAUUCGAAAAAAAGAUGCGGAAGAAGGGCUACAUUAUCAAAAAGAUGGGGGAGGAUGGUGCUUGUCUAUUUAGAGCUGUGUCCGAUCAAGUUUAUGGAGAUCAAGAGAUGCACACCGUUGUACGGAAGCAUUGCAUGGACUACAUUGCCGCCAACGGAGAUUACUAUUCCCAAUACGUCACGGAGGAUUUUAACCACUACGUAAACCGGAAACGGUUAGAAUAUGUUCAUGGCAAUCACAUCGAGAUUCAAGCAAUGAGUGAAAUGUACAAUCGAACCAUUGAAGUAUUUUGCUACAGUACAGAUCCAAUCAACAUUUUUCAUGGGACGAACCAAUCUGACAACGAACCAAUUCGGCUUUCCUAUCAUCGUGGAGUUCACUACAACAGUUUGGUUGAUCCGUACAAGGCAACCGUCGGGGUCGGUCUCGGCCUCCCCGGUCACAUUCCUGGCCUCGCGGAUAAGAACGUCGUGAAGGAGGCGACCCGUCAAAGUGAGGACAUGCUCAUCGAACAGGCAAUGUUGGAAGACAAGCUCCGCGCUACGGACUGGGAGGCAACAAACGAAGCGCUGGAAGAACAAGUCGCAAGAGAAAGUUAUCUACAAUGGUUGAAGGACAAUGAGCGGAGGAACAGAGCAGUGCGUUCCCCCACGACGGCAACUUCCUCUUCCUCAGCUACGUCCACUUCUGCCUCGUCCUCGGAAGUGAGGUCACCACGAGUCAAGAUGAGCAGCAAGACGUCUCAAAGUGGUGGGGCGAACAUUUCUCCGCUGGGUUCUCCUUUCCGGGGAGAACCUCCUCCGUCCUUUAAACAUUCACCUUCUCGAUUAUCUCCUCCCCCUUCACUCCCAGGACCGAGUCGACCACCACCCUCAAAAUCCCCACCAAAAAGUCCCACGGGAACGGCGACGGAUUCCCAUAAUUUUCAAUUAUUAGAAACGUCCUCGUUUAUUAAUCAGUUGCCUCCGGAACUUUUCGGCAUGAACGAAUGGGAAGACGCCGGUUUGAUGGCGCAAGUCCUCGCAGUAUCGCAGCAGGAAUACUUGGAUAAUUUAAAACAACGCAAUCGUGAUCCAUCCCCACCACCGCCGCCGUCGUCAGACGAUGGGUCGUCGUCAUCAUCUCACCAACCACAAAAAUAAUAGCUUAUUUAAAUUCACGUAGUCCUCACUCCCGAGUAACGAUCAUAAUUUGUUUCUUAUUUAUUUAAGAAUUAUUUCCGUAGUUAAUUCACAAAGUCCAGUCAAAUCAACGUCAACAGAGCAUAAUAUUCAUCGUCACAUAGUCCUCGCCCAUUAUCGCCCUCGUCGCAAUUAUUAUUAAAUUAAAAUUGAAAACGCUCGUUCGCCCGUCUUCGUUCUCCGCUCUCGCUAAUAAUUAAGAAAAUAUUGUAAUCCAAUGCAAUUAUUAUAUAUACAAAAUAUCUACACACAUAUAUAUCGCAAAUUAUAUGACGUUAAUCGUGAUGUACUUAUCAUCUCCGUUUAAAAAAAUCGAUAUGUACUUUAUUAAUCUGUCUUCUGCUGAGCUGCUGCUAUUUACUAACUCUCAUCUUCUGAUCACCUUAUAAAUUUUCUUUUUAAAUUAGUCUCAAUUAGCAGCAAUUGACCAGAGUGCAGACCAGAUUUUAUUGAAAUAAAAUAUCUACUAGUUCUUAAUUUGUAAUUAACUUAAAAAAAAUAAAAAUUGUCGAUUGUUGUCAAAUACGAUAUGAAUUAAUGCAA